Molecule: messenger RNA, 1668 nt
Organism: Capsicum annuum
Lineage: Eukaryota; Viridiplantae; Streptophyta; Magnoliopsida; Solanales; Solanaceae
Exons: 2
Coding region: 708-1217 (169 amino acids)
Source: RefSeq, a predicted model, not a curated record
UCAGUCUAAGUCCAUCGAAGUAACAUUGGCACCCACUCGAGGGUGUGGUACAGUGGUCAAUGAAGUGAGUCGAGAACCAUGAGAUCUAGUUUUAAAUCCCAGUGAAAGGCAAAAAACACUAGGCGAUUUCUUCCUAUAUGUCAAAGCCUUUGGGGACAGAGUUAUCGGGUACCUGUGUCGGUGGGAGGUUGCAGGUACUUGGUGGAACUAGUUGAGGUGUAUGUCACUAGGGAUGUCAAAGCAUAUGAAUAGGUACAAAAAUCCAGCUUAUGCGAUCUAUCCACGCAUAGAAUUCCAGGAGUUCCCCUCGGCUUUGUCCACUUCUGUGCCUCCUUUUUAUCCAGCUAUCGUCCAACCAAGUCCUUGUCGUAUUGGUGCUCACAACUAACUAAUAGAAACCUAUGAACAUCAUACAACUCCUCUUCCACUAUCUGUGCAACGUUAUCUUGGACCGAUGAAGUUGAUUCUUCAUAUUUCUGAAGUGUCGAAUCAAGUGUAGUAAAGUAGGUGAAACUGACAUGAAUAUGAAGUAGACAUAAAGUCUGUAACAGAUACAAUAGUGAAGAGUGCAGGCUGAAGUUGCCUGAUUUCUUAAUUUCUUACCUCACUGUUUUUGCAACUUUGUGAAUCGUGUUAUUUUAACACUAUCAGGCUCGUACAACUUCCAGCUUUCAAGUUGUAGUUGCUUUUUGGAAGCAGGAGAAUAGAUGGCAUACGCGAGUAUAGCAUGUCUUAGAAGAAAAAUGGAACUGCUGCUGAUGUCUGAUUUGCCAAUACUGUCCCUUGCUUUUUGUCACAGAGAAGAAAUUGCAGCUCUUCAUAAGAAAGUGAGUUCUGUAGAAGCAUUUCUCAAGAACUCCGAGAAACAAAUCGGUAGUUAUGGGGCAAUGACAGAUUUGGAAGCGCAGAUAAAAGGUUUUGCGAAUGCUGCUGAAGACAAAAUUGAAUUUGGACUAGGAGAAGCUAUAAUAGCAGAAGAUGAAAUGCAGAGAAGAAAAGCACAUGAGGAACUUUGUGAGAGCUUGCAACAAGUAGCGAAGGACAUUGACCGUGUCCAAGAAGAGUCGAAAAAGAUUCAAGAUCAUAAAGGUAGACAAGCAUCGACAUGGUCCUUGGCACGAGAUCCAAGUUCAGAAAAAUUACCUAAUCUGGAAGUUUCGAACAAUAUGGUGGGACGCGGCAAGGAAAAGAAAAGGGUGCUUGAAGAGCUCAGAUGAGGCUCUUCUCGCGUACUGGAAAGCCACAAAUGACAUUUUUCCUGUCCUUGAGCACCUUGUGCUUAACAAAUGCCAUAAGUUGAAAGAGAUACCCAUUGAAUUUGCAGAAAUCCACACACUACAACUGAUUGAGUUAACAAGGUGUCUUUCCGAACUUGGGGAAUCUGCUGCAAGAAUUCAACAAUAACAAGAAGAGGUCGGAAACAACCCCGUGGACGUUCGUAUCUCUGAUCCAUGGUAUAUUGAAGACUCCAAGUAAAGCAAACAAUGUUAUAAAUAGUCAUAAAUUGUUAUCUCAGAAUAAGUUGUGAAAUUUCUGGAAAGCCGCUUCAAUAGGACUCUGAAGGCAUUUUUUCACUUGAUUGUUGUAAUAUGUAUUCACGCGUCCUAUUUAUGAGAUAUGUAUGAACACAUGACCAUCAGUACUGUCCUGUUUAGUGGUAUUUCAAAG